AGGGCAGGACAAUACAGAUAUCCCCCAAAUGUCAGAAACGGUACAGAUAUCCCCCAAAUGUCAGGGACAGUACAGAUAUCCCCCAACCAAAUGUCCGGACAGUACAGCUAUCCCCAAAUGUCAGAACAGUACAGAUAUCCCCCAAAUGUCAGGACAGGACAGAUAUCCCCCAAAUGUUAGGACGGUACAGAUAUCCCCUAAAUUAUCAGGACAGUACAGAUAUCACCCAAAUGUCAGACACAGUACAGAUAUCCCCCCAAAUGUCAGGACAGGGUCAGAUAUACCCCAAAUGUCAGGACCAGGACAGAUAUCCCAAAAUGUCCGGACGGUACAGAUAUCCCCAAAUGUCAGGACAGUACACGAUAUCCCCAAAUGUCAGAAC
Staurois parvus is the source of this 382-nucleotide messenger RNA. The record is from the annotation of a GenBank genome assembly. Lineage: Eukaryota; Metazoa; Chordata; Amphibia; Anura; Ranidae.